CCGAAUCUCCUAUGCUUUAUUCAUUUUUUUUCCUUCGUUUUUAAUGGAAAAUUACCACAUACUUUUCCCGGAAGGAUCUUCAGCCUCCCCUUCCUCGUUAACCAUGGCGAAUCAUCGAAGUUAUUUGCAAGCCAACGAUGUAAUUACUAAAACGAGUAGUGAAAAAUGUGAGAAUUUGGAUGCCAAGGACGUGUCUGAGAGUCAUGAGGUGAAGGUUGGGAAGAAAGGAAACAAUAAGGGGAUAGUCAGGAAGCACAAAUAUGCAUUUCAAACAAGAAGCCAGGUUGAUAUACUUGAUGACGGAUAUCGUUGGAGGAAAUAUGGGCAAAAAACAGUUAAGAAUAGCAAAUUCCCAAGAAGUUAUUACAAAUGUACGCAUAAAGAGUGCAAUGUUAAGAAACAAGUCCAACGCAGUUCCAAAGAUGAUGAAAUUGUGGUGACUACCUAUGAAGGGAUACACACGCAUCCGGUGGAGAAGUUCACUGAAACCUUUGAACACAUCCUCAGACAGAUACAAACGUACAAUCCUUUGUGAAAAUGUGUUGUUUGUUAACCCACAGUCCAACAUCAAGACAUGUUUAUAACAUUCUCGUGCUGUCGGUCAUGUUCCUCAUCAAAGACAAAUAAUGAAGACAUGCUUUAAUAUAUACAUAUAUAUAUUUGUUUUUAUCCUUUUAUUUUUGGGCAAGAUCU
Molecule: messenger RNA, 693 nt
Organism: Durio zibethinus
Lineage: Eukaryota; Viridiplantae; Streptophyta; Magnoliopsida; Malvales; Malvaceae
Product: putative WRKY transcription factor 43
Biological process (GO): regulation of DNA-templated transcription
Molecular function (GO): DNA-binding transcription factor activity; sequence-specific DNA binding
Source: RefSeq, a predicted model, not a curated record